This is a messenger RNA of Carica papaya (papaya), 1694 nucleotides long. RefSeq lists its product as uncharacterized. NCBI's taxonomy places the organism in Eukaryota, Viridiplantae, Streptophyta, Magnoliopsida, Brassicales, Caricaceae. Gene Ontology annotation, molecular function: lipid binding. The record is from RefSeq and is a predicted model, not a curated record.
UCUUCCUUGCCCUGUUGUUUAAGGUUACAGGUUCUCAUCUGGUGUACAAGGAAAGCGACUACCUUCGUCGAUCUCUUUCAUCAAUUCUCGAUCCAUGUCGUUCCUUUUCUUUAAGAAACGGAACCCGUUUUCUCUCACAGCUACCUGAAAACUGUCAAGGAACGCUCCUGAUUUCUCUCCCUAUAAUUUCCGUGGUACGCCAUGGACGAUACCUUCUUCGAUCUCAUGGAGUUCCUCAAGAAACCCUCCAUAACCGAGACAUUCGUCGACAUUCUUCUCUGCGCGGUUCCAAUCUGGCUUGCCGUCAUGAUCGGCCUCGUGAUCGGCUGGUCCUGGCGCCCCAGGUGGACUGGCUUAGUAUUCCUUGGCCUCCGCAGCAAGCUCCGGUUCCUCUGGACUGCGCCCCCCGGCUUUGGCGCCCGACGCCUCUGGCUCGCCUUCACUGCUCUCUCGGCCUUUUCCGUCUGUCGCACAGUUUGGUCUAAUUUCAGAAGCAAGGCCUCCAAAUCUGCUCCCUCUACCGCAUCGACGCCGUCUGAAGGACCAAUUUCUGAGGCCAGCCCUAUCAAUAAAACAACAGCGACAGAGCAGGAUAUUGUCACAGAGGACGAUUUAAAUCACCUAUUGCACCUGCUUGAUGGAAGAGAUGGAGAGAUGGAAUGGCAAUUCUUGAUGGAAAGAUCUACCCCGAAUAUGGCAUACCAAGCUUGGCGUCAUGAGCCGGAGAUUGGCCCUGCUGUUUAUCGCAGCAGAACUGUCUUUGAAGAUGCAACUCCCGAGGUGGUUAGAGAUUUUUUCUGGGAUGAUGAGUUUCGACCUAAAUGGGAUCCCAUGCUUGCAUACUUCAAAACUCUGGAGGAAUGCCCUAGUACAGGGACAAUGGUUGUCCACUGGAUAAAAAAGUUUCCCUUUUUCUGCAGUGAUCGGGAAUAUAUAAUUGGAAGAAGAAUAUGGGAGGCGGGAAGGACAUAUUACUGUGUGACAAAGGUGGUCAACCGUACAGGUUUGCCCAAGCGUGACAAGCCAAGGCGCGUUGAGCUUUAUUUUUCAAGUUGGGUAAUCAAGGCCGUUGAGUCUCGGAAAGGAGAUGGAGUACAAUCUGCUUGUGAGGUUACUCUUGUCCAUUAUGAAGACAUGGGAAUCCCAAAAGAUGUGGCAAAGUUGGGGGUACGGCAUGGGAUGUGGGGAGCUGUCAAGAAGUUAAACUCUGGACUGAGAGCAUACCAGAAUGCAAAGAAAUCAGAGUCAUCAUCAUUGUCCAGAAGCGCUGCUAUGGCAAGAAUCACCACAAAAAUUUCUUCUGAAGGUAACACAGAUUCAUUAGAGCCCAUUUAUGGAGAAGAAGGAAAAGGUCAAAUUUUUGACAGAAAAAGAAAGAAAGAUCACGGCGUUGAUUGGAAAUGGAUAGUUAUAGGUGGAGUUGCUCUUGUUUGCGGACUUCAUUCUGGUGCGAUUGGAAAAGCUUUGUUAGUUGGAGCUGGGCAAAGAAUUGCCAGAAGAUGAGAAUUUUCCUGCAGAGAGAUUUGUAUUUUUAUCAACUAUUUGUAAAAUUGUAUUCGGAUACUGAUGCAGCGAUUGUUGUUAGUAAGGUUAAUCAAAAUACUUAAAUGAUUUUUGUUCCUUUUUCUUGUUUCUUUUGCUUUAGUUGAAUAUCCUUGGAAACUCUUUGUUAAUACUAAAGGUUAAUCACAGUA